UGUCGUGCUACUUGUAGUGAGUAAUCAGGCACGUGACUGAGGCUCGGUGGGGAGAGGUCUUGGCAGACGCCAGUCGCUUCCCGUCGCGUAAAGUAGUUUCGAUGUCGUGAAAGCUUCUCCAGAUCCCCACACCACGCUUUCUCACCAAACUCUGUUGAUCUUACUGAAGCGCUCUCAGAAAUCUAUUGUACUCACUUUUCACCUGUUAGUCUGUCUACUGGGAUGGCAGAUGUUCGCUCGUUACUUCGAAGUGAGCUUGCUGCUCGGAAGGGCGCACCGCAAGCAGGAAGUACCAGUAAUCGAGUUACCAAGAAGCGGAAGGUCGAUAUCACGGAUGACUUGACGCGAAAGAAGAUGAGGCCUGGCGAAAAAAGCGCAGAUUCCCUAUCACCGGCAGUACAUACUGUGCAGCCACCGAGCGCCCAGGCGAUCGAUGAAGUGGAGGAUGUUGAACAACGAGAACAAGAAACCGCUGACCUGGAACUUCCGCCGGACUCGAAAGCCUCCCAAGAGCAGACCCAGGCACAGUCUGAGUCGUUGCUCAAAUCGAAUACACCCCAAGCUAUCGAUGAGGACGAAUGGGCAGCGUUUGAGCGUGAUGUGGUGGCGCCAACUCGUGUGCCCCAGGCACCUGCUGCAGUUGCUGCAGCAGCGACGAUAUCGGCUGCACCCGUGUCGGCCGAGCAACUGGCUGCCCAGCAAGAGACGGAAAAGGGAACGUCAAUACAAGCACGUGAAGCUGAGAUCGAAGGGGAACGAGAAGACGCGGCUCGGUUCUUGGAGGAUGAAUUUGAUGAAAUGGAGCAGCUUGAAGAACGGAUCAGGCGGUUAAAGCAUAAGAGGGAAGAACUGAGACAGAAACGAGCCAAGGAAGCUUCAGAGAUCCCUCAGACAGAAGGAUCCUCGUCCGGGAAAACACAAGGGGAACAGCAGAUUGAUGAGACUAAACAACGCGACGAAGAAGAAAACGAUGAUGAUGAUGAUGAUGACGACGAUGAUGUGGAUGACGAUGACUGGGACAACUGGAGAUUCAGGUAAUGAUGAAAUUGAGAUCAGCAGUGGUUUUGGGAACGGCGCCAGUUCAUAAAGGGAGGUCUGAACUCUUCACAUUUACAUUGAUACCCCAUACAUCGAGCCAUGAGCUAUAUGGAUAAUCUACAAUGACUUAUGAUCCUUUCCUCUGUGCCAUCUCCGUCGAUGGGUGGCUUUAAAAAUGUUGCUUUUACUGGCUCUACAGGUAAUAAUGCAGGCAACUCAAACAGGAGAUAUUCCUGUCACUUGUUGAGGCUUCAGCCGCGUCUCCACGGCUGUGUCGAAGAAUGAAGAAAUCGGCCGGAUUGGGAACUAGUAUCUAUCUGCCUUGAGUCUUCAUGAACAAUUGAAAUU
Messenger RNA from Aspergillus novofumigatus IBT 16806, 1386 nucleotides. RefSeq lists its product as uncharacterized. The coding region runs from base 223 to 1038 and encodes 271 amino acids. The record is from RefSeq and is a predicted model, not a curated record. The transcript has a single exon. NCBI's taxonomy places the organism in Eukaryota, Fungi, Ascomycota, Eurotiomycetes, Eurotiales, Aspergillaceae.